CUUUCUCUCUCUCUCAUUCAUUUGUACACAAAGGCUCACACUUCUCUCUUCUCUCUCUCUUUCUCUCUCUCUCUCUCAGAAUGACAAUUCUAGGUACAGGUUUUGGUAUGGUUUUCUAUUUACUUCAAGCCGUUUCUGGAGAAAGUGGCUAUGCACAGAAUGGGGAUUUGGAAGAUGCAGAGGCGGAUGACUACUCAUUCUGGUGCUAUAGUCAAUUGGAAGUGGAUGGAUCCCAGGACUCAUUGACCUGUGCUUUUGAUGACCCAGACGUCAACCACACCAAUCUGGAAUUUGAAAUAUGUGGGGCUCUUAUGGACAUAAAUUGCAUGAAUUUUAAUAAACGGCAAGAGAUGUAUUUCAUCAAGACAAGGAAAUUCUUACUGGUUGGUGACAGUAACAUAUGUGUGAAGCUUGGAAAAAAGAAUAUAACUUGCAAAACAGUGAACAUAGCCAAGAUAGUGAAACCUGAGGCUCCUUUUGAUGUAGAAGUCAUGUAUCGUGAGGAAGCAAAUGACUUUGUGGUGACAUUUAAUACAUCACACUUGAAAAAGAAGUAUGUAAAACAAUUAAUGCACGAUUUAGCCUACCACCUGGAAAAAGAUGGAAAUAACUGGAUGCAUAUGAAUUCAACUAGCACAACAAUGACACUGUUGCAGAGGAAACUACAACCUGAUGCAAUGUAUGAGAUUAAAGUGCGAUCCAUCCCUGAAAACAACUAUUUUGAUGGCUUCUGGAGUGAAUGGAGUCCAAGUUCCCAUUUUAGAACUCCAGAGACCAAGAGUCUGGGAGAGAUGGAUCCUGUUUUACUAACUAUCAGCAUUCUGAGUUUUUUCUCUAUGGUUCUGUUGGUCAUCUUAGCCUUCGUGUUAUGGGAAAAAAGGAUUAAGCCUAUUGUAUGGCCCAGUCUUCCUGAUCAUAAAAAGACUCUGGAACAACUGUGUAAGAAACCCAAAAAGAAUUUGAAUGUAAGUUUCAAUCCUGAAAGUUUUCUGGACUGCCAGAUUAAUGAGGUGGAUGGCAUUCAAGCUCAAGAUGAAAUUGAAAGCUUUCUGCAAGAUGCUUUCCCUUCACAACUAGAGGAAACUGAGAAUCAGAGGCUUGGAGGCAAUAUUUGUGGCCCCAACUGGCCAUCUGAGAGUGUCCUCAUCACACCAGAAACAUUCCAAGGAGAGUUACCUCUCAGAUGCCUGGCUGGAAAUGUCAGUGCGUGUGAGACUCCUAUACUCCCCUCCUCUAUGUCCCCAGACUACAGGGAGGAAGACAAGAAUGGGCCCUGUGCAUACGAGGGUAUGCUGCUUAGCACUAGAACUACAAACAGCACCUUGCUCCCACCAUUUCCUCUCCCAUCAGGGGUUCUGACACUGAACCCAGUUGCUCAGGGGCAGCCCAUUCUCACUUCCCUUGGACCAAGUCAAGAAGAAGCAUAUGUCACUAUGUCCAGUUUUUACCAAAACCAGUGAAUUGUAAGAAACCCAAAAACAUACAUACCUAUUACAAUCAACAAUGGUUACUGAGAGGAGAAGUCUAGAGUUCUUUCUCUCCCUAGCCACACAAAGAAGACAAAAAUUAAUUCAACCCCACUACAGGAUUCUGAGACAUCACCUUGACCUCUUGGUUCACUGGCAUUUAACACAAGGCAGAAACAUUCUGCUUCUAUCAUGUCGAUUUGGCACUGAGAUUUCAAGUGACCCAAGAAAAAAAGAAGCAAUCUUGUAUCCCUCAUAUAUAUAAAUACUAUCCUGAAGAAAGGAGGAGAUAACUCUAGGGUACUAUUGAGAUCCUUCUCCAGCUCUAAAAUCCUCUCUGUUCAGUGUUGUUUAGCACUUGUUAUUAUUUGAAUUUGGUGUGUGUCUGUAUUUUAUUGGAAGCAUCUUAAAUCCUUAUAUUAUAUUCAUAUAAUCAUAACUGCUGCUAAUGCUUGACUAUAUACUCAGGGACAACAUAUGAUGUAAGAUUGCACACUGGUUCAGCCCAAUCCUCUCUUAGACUUCAUAAAAAAAAAAGAAAAACUCCUGGUUGAAGACAAUGUGUAAAGCAGGAAUGUCAACUGCCAGUUCCAUAUAAUGUGAAAUGAAAAGAGAGCUGAGAAACAGGCAACCAAUAUAGUCCAAAAAAAAAAAACUAUGCCUGCGUACAAGGGACCCACAGUUAUUCAAUUUGUUUUCUAUAAGCCUUUGUGCUUCUCCUCAAUGUGGUUCCACUUAGGAAUUUGCUGCAUCAAAGCCAACUAUAGGCUAUUUCAGAUGAACAAAUUGUGUUUUCUUAGGUCUUCUGAUGGUGCUACAAGGUUUGGAACUGGCCAAGAAUAUAAAAAUAAGAAGAAUAUAAUAUAAGUAGAGCACCUGGAAAUGAUACAACUCAGAAGGCAUUUUUUUUCAAUCAGCAUUUUACUUUGGGAUUCUUAAAAAAUACCCAGCAUUCACUACAGUGAAGGUCUCGGAUUUGACUGUACAUUUCACAUGCAUUACUAACAUUUUGCAUAGCUGCUACAGAUAUAAGUAUGUGAUGUGUAUUACCAUCUCAUAUUUAAUUAAAUGCUAAGGGACUUUUCAUGGCUGUACUGUCUUUUGUGACAGAUAGCAGGAUAUCCAGAGUGGACCCCAUGUUCUCAGCCACUAGAAACACUCUGGGGUCAUUUGCUGUCAUUUUAUGGGUUUGGGUUUCCAGAGAAAUCUUUUUUUCAGAAACUAAGUAAUUAAUAAUUAAUAGUCACUUAUUGAGGAGCCACUCUGUGCUACUUUAUACUCUGCUAGGCACUAGGAUUAGAAAGAUGAAAUAGCGUUCUCCCAGGUCACAGUUACAUGGGGCAAAUGAUAUAUAAGAUACAUAGGAACACUACAGUGUUAUACCAUUGCCUUAUGUUAAAAUAUCACUCAGGAUUCUUAGCUUUAAGCAAUAGGAAUAUCUUGUUCUACCUAUUUGCAUGUCUAACCCCAAACUUUCCUUUUUUAUAAGGAUAUUAAUCUUACUGGAUUAGGGCCCAUCUUAACAAAUUCAUUUUAAUUUGACUAUCUUUGUUAAAAACCUAUCUCCAAAUAAGUUCACAUUCUGAGUUAUUGGAUAUUAUGACUUAAAUAUAUGAACUUUCUAUGGAUAUGCUACAGUUUGGAUAUGAUAUAUGAUCCAGAAACACAUGCAUUGAAGGCUUUGUCCCCAGUAUAAUAUCCAGAAGUAGAAAAAUUAAAAAUGAGUUUGUUAAGAUGAGUCUUAAUCCAAUAUGGCUGGUGUCCUUAUAUAGCCGUGCACACAGGGAGAACAGAGAUCCUAGGUGAUGUUUCUACAAGACAAAGAAUGCCCAAGACUGUCAGGAAAUCACCAAUAGCUAAGAAAGAGGCAUGAAACAGAUUCUCCCUCAUAUCUCUCAUAUCAAGAUGCCUGCCCAGCAUCUUGAUCUCAAACCUCCAGUCUCUAGAACUGUGGGGUAUUAAAUUCUGCUUGGUAAAGUCACUUGGCCUGUGGAACUUUGUUACUGCAGUCCUAGAAAGCAAAUUCACAUGGCAUUUGGGGAGGGACAGGGCCAUGUGCCAUUCUGGACUCCUCUGAGGUCUCAGUUCCUACAUUGUGUUUUAGAUAUUGCCUCUUUCACUCCAUCUAUUCCUCAUAAAUUGAAGUCUCAACAUGUUCCCUCUGACUUGCAUGAUCCAUGGUCUUUUCCUUAAAUGGGUCUCCAUGUGUUAUCCAUGAAGCCUUUUUUAUAUUCUAGUCCUCUCUGACUCUUGGAGCAUGGAAAUAUUUGGGUGCUAGCCUGGGCCACUCAGGAACACCCAUGAAUUUCUGAGAAGGUCCAGGUCCAUACAUUAACCCUUGAAACCUUAUUAACUUAGUGCAAAUACUUUGAAGAUUUCCUUCCAGAAGCUUAAAUAUCCCUUUUCCCUUUCUUUUCCCUCUUCCUUCCCCUUCCUCUGCUACUGA
This is a messenger RNA of Castor canadensis (American beaver), 3912 nucleotides long. It is a transcript of the gene Il7r, whose product is annotated as interleukin 7 receptor. Gene Ontology annotation, biological process: cytokine-mediated signaling pathway; positive regulation of receptor signaling pathway via JAK-STAT; hemopoiesis. Gene Ontology annotation, molecular function: protein binding; cytokine receptor activity. Lineage: Eukaryota; Metazoa; Chordata; Mammalia; Rodentia; Castoridae. Gene Ontology annotation, cellular component: external side of plasma membrane; membrane. The record is from RefSeq and is a predicted model, not a curated record.